Messenger RNA from Lindgomyces ingoldianus, 1974 nucleotides. Its product is annotated as CAF1-domain-containing protein. Bases 123 to 1898 code for a protein of 591 amino acids. Gene Ontology annotation, biological process: nuclear-transcribed mRNA poly(A) tail shortening. The record is from RefSeq and is a predicted model, not a curated record. Gene Ontology annotation, cellular component: cytoplasm. Lineage: Eukaryota; Fungi; Ascomycota; Dothideomycetes; Pleosporales; Lindgomycetaceae. The transcript is spliced from 2 exons. Gene Ontology annotation, molecular function: poly(A)-specific ribonuclease activity; RNA binding.
GCAGCCCUUUCAGCAACUUUGCCCUCUGGUAUAUCAAGGCGUAUUUUUUUCUCUCUUCUACUUUUCCCUGAUUCCUUCCGCCGAUUUCUAUUUCUUCUCUCUUUAAUUUCGGGUCUUUAGCCAUGGACGUCGACGCUGUCUCAUUCCCUUCGCACCUUCUAGGAAUGCUAACUGCCAUCUCCGAGGCUGACUUCGUCUCAAUCGACUUUGAGCUUUCCGGAAUAGCCACUAGGGUUCGAGGAGGGCCUCGUACCCGCUACCACAAACAGACUAUCGAGGAACGUUACGCCGAAGUGAAGGCCAGCGCAGAAAAGUAUCAUAUUCUCCAGGUGGGUAUCACGUGCGCGAAGUUCGACUACAUCAACGACAAGUAUGUACUGCGACCAUACAAUGUUCACAUCAGCCCACUCAUUGACGAGCGGUUGGACAUCGAGCGCGAAUUUGCAUUCCAGGGCGGAGCAGUCCAAUUCCUGUUGAAGAAUGGGUUCGAUAUCGCUGCCCCUUUCACCAGAGGAGUUCAGUAUCUUUCCCGGGAGGAAGCAGAGCGAGCUAAGCAGAUGACAUACGACCGUCUCGACAAGAAGGUCCAUGCUGAAGGCCUUCAACUUCAGCCAGAGGAAGUGGAAUCCUUAGAGUUUGUCAGGAAGACAAGGGAGGCGAUCAUUGCUUGGAAAGACACGGACAGGUCAUCCUUGGAGAUUUCCUCGACCGUCGGUGCUCUAAAGCAGCCGCUCGUACCGGCCAUCACAAACUUCGAGAAGCGUCUCGUUCAUCAACUGGUUCGCGCCGAAUUCCCCUCCCUCGUCACUAUCAGCAGGCCAGGCUUCAUCCGGAUCAUCCACUACGAUGAAGUGCGCGAAGCGGACAUGGUCCGAAAACAGAAGCAGUGGGUCAAGGAGAGGAUUGUCAAACAGAGCGGUUUCCGGUGGGUUGUGGAGGGACUUGCAAAAGGCGACCUCCACCAGUUCGACCCUUACUUCUUCGCGAAGAAUGCAAGCGGCCUAGUCAUUGCUGCAGAUAUCGACAACAUACGGGAACGCUUCCGACGCGCUACUACACGUCUCAAGGAUCAUCAACCCGUUCUUGUGGGUCAUAACAUGUUCACCGAUCUAGUUAACUUUUAUCACUGCUUCUUUGGUCCACUCCCAGAUACACUACAGGAAUUUCGAGAACUAGUUCACCAGCUUUUCCCCAAGAUUGUGGACACUAAGUACUUGGCAACAUUUGGCUGCGGCGACAUCAACCCGUCUGCUUCUCUCGAGGAUGUUGCAAAUGAACUGAAGGAACAGUCGCUUCCAAACAUUACUAUCCACGGCGACCAUUCGAAAUACACUGAUAACGAAACACUUCACGAAGCGGGAUACGACAGUCUAUUAACAGCCACAAUCAUGCUCCGCUUAUCCGCCAAAUUGAACGCCAAAAAUGCACCUCCACCGGCGUCGGGGCCCUCGAUUGUUGCAUCUUCCCCAGCCUCGACGACUACAAUGCCUUCCUCAUACGCAGCCAGAGUCAUUUCCACAAAGAAGAAGAACAAGAACAAGAACAGGAAGAAGAAGAAGAAAUCUGAACAAAACUCUGAACCCAUCAACACCAAAUUUGCAUCCCACAACAAAUUCGCCUUCCUAUCUGAAGACCCUAAAGACACUUCAUCUCCCCGCUCUGAUGGCAACCCACGACUGUCAGAAAACACCGUCUUCAUAGACGGCAACAAAGACUGGGAGAACGAACCCUUCAUACAGGAUACCACAGGUUGGGUCAAUGUACCGCCCGUCGAGAGAAAGCCAAUGGAGAUGAUGCCAGAGCUUAGUUCGAGUUCGGAGUUCUGGCAGACCUAUGGGAAUACGUUGAGGGUGUUUGGAACGCUGGAGUCGGUUAUAAAGAUUGCGGAUUGGGAGUAGGUUUCGGGGGGUUAAGUAUUAGGGCAUGUAUGGCGUUAGUGUGAGAUACAGUGUAGAGUUUGGAUGCUUAGGUUGG